UGAGCUCCAUCUGCACGAGUCUCUCUCUCUGCAGCGAAUCUCCCAGUCUCUACAGACCACCUACUGUAGCGCUAAAACCUAAGUCAUCAUGUCCACCAGAGCUGUGAAGAGCACCAGCUACUCUUUGAGGUCCUCCUCUGCAGGCAUGGGGUCUCAAAACUUCAGCAGCAACUCCUUUUCCGAUGGCUAUGGCGGCAGAGCCAGACAACAGAGCUACAGCGUCCGCAGCUCUUAUGGGGGUGUUGGCAGCAGCGCCGGGGGUGUGGCAGCAGGUGGCUAUAGGGUAGUUGGGGGGUACAUGGCUGGAGGGACUGGGCAAAGAGGGGGCGUGAUGGAGUUUGGGUAUGCGGGCAUGGGUGUUGGCGGUGGUAUGGGAAUGGGGGGUGGUAUGGGUAUGGGUGGUGGUAUGGGGAUGGGGGGUGGGAAGAUGACAUGUACGGGACCCCCUCAGAUCACCGCUAUUCAGGUGAACAAGAGCCUGCUGGCCCCCUUGAACCUGGAGAUCGACCCCAACAUCCAGGUGGUCCGCACCCACGAGAAGGAGCAGAUCAAGACCCUCAACAACCGCUUCGUGUCCUUCAUCGAUAAGGUGCGUUUCCUGGAGCAGCAGAACAAGAUGCUGGAGACCAAGUGGAGCCUCCUGCAGGACCAGACCACCACCCGCUCCAACAUCGAUGCCAUGUUUGAGGCCUACAUCUCCAACCUGCGCAGACAGCUCGACGGUCUGGGCAACGAGAAGAUGAAGCUGGAAGGGGAGCUGAAGAACAUGCAGGGUCUGGUUGAGGACUUCAAGAACAAGUAUGAGGAUGAGAUCAACAAGCGUACCGAGUCUGAAAACAACUUUGUUCUCCUCAAGAAGGAUGCAGAUGCUGCCUACAUUGUCAAGACGGAGCUGGAGGCCAAGCUGGACUGUCUUACUGAUGAGAUUGAAUUCCUCAGGACUAUCUAUGACGCGGAGCUGCGUGAGCUGCAGGGCCAGAUCAAGGACACCUCAGUUGUGGUGGAGAUGGACAACAGCCGUAACCUGGACAUGGACUCCAUCGUGGCUGAAGUGCGUGCUCAGUACGAGGACAUCGCCAACCGCAGCAGAGCUGAGGCAGAGACCUGGUACACGCAGAAAUAUGAACAGAUGCAGGUGUCAGCCACCAACUAUGAGGACAACCUGAAAAACACCAAGGCAGAGAUCGUAGAUAUGAACCGAAAAAUCAUGAGAUAUCAGUCUGAAAUUGACAUGAUGAAGGGUCAGCGCGGCCACCUGGAGAACCAGAUCGCUGAGGCGGAGGAGCGUGGUGAGCUGGCGGUGAAGGACGCCAGGCUUCGCAUUAACGACCUCGAGGUGGCCCUGCAGAGAGCCAAGCAGGAUAUGACCAUGCAAGUACGCCAGUACCAGGAGCUGUUGAAUGUCAAACUGGCCCUGGAUAUUGAGAUCGCCACUUACAGGAAGCUGCUGGAAGGAGAGGAGAGCAGGCUGGUGAAUGGAAUCAAGUCAGUCAACAUCUCCAAACAGUCUUCUUCAAUGAACUACAACUCUUACCCCUUGGAAAGCAGUCGCACCACCAGCUAUGUCAGCGGCUCAAUGGGGGGAUACAAGGGCAGCAGGACCAGCUACGGCAGCAGCACUUACGUCAGUGGCCAUGAGAGCAGCCAUAUAGGCAGCAGCUUCGACCUGCCUGGCAGCAUCACCCUGGGAGGCACCAACGGUAUCCAGGUCUCUACCAGCAGAGACGUGGAUGCCAGUAUCAGCCUGGGAGGCAGCAACAGCCUGGCUACUAGCAGAGACAUGGAUGCCAGCGUCAGUGUCAAUAGCAGUUCCACUGUCACCAACAACAAAUCCCAGACCACCUUCGUCAAGACCGUUGAUGCCGAGGUGACCUCGAAUGUGGCUUCUGAUGCGGCGUCCAACCAUGUCGAGGAACAGGCGGCUGAGAGCAACAAAUGAGGAGAUUGCGUCAUCACGGGCGAUUAGCUUACUGUGGACCUAUGCCUCCAACCUACCGUUCACCCUUCCAGUAGUUUCACUUUUCUAGCCAGGUUAUUACUGUAUUUACCUGCUGAACAGAAUAUUGACAUAUCAAACAGGCUACACAUAUCCACCUGGAAUCACAGGCAGUCUAACUGUAUCCUCAGUCUAACUGUAACUUUUCCUACCCACAAAGGGUUUGUUUUAAAUUGGUAAAUGUGAAAGGUUGGGGGUAAGAUUUUCCUAAAAGGCCCCUGAAAGUCGACCCCUAGUGUCCAUUCGAGUCACCAGCAGGUGUCAUUGUGGCACAUGUUUUUCUCUCUGCUCGUUCUGAGACCCAUUAAAGUACUUGGAGAAAAAAACAA
Molecule: messenger RNA, 2325 nt
Organism: Salmo salar (Atlantic salmon)
Lineage: Eukaryota; Metazoa; Chordata; Actinopteri; Salmoniformes; Salmonidae
Product: intermediate filament protein ON3
Biological process (GO): intermediate filament organization; keratinization
Cellular component (GO): keratin filament
Molecular function (GO): structural constituent of skin epidermis
Source: RefSeq, a predicted model, not a curated record